UACGUUACAGAGUCAAACCGCACAACACAACUUGACGCGUUUCUCUCGUCCCACGUCUUCUUCUUCCUCGCAACUCCUCACUCUGUAGUCUCUGUUUCUCAUUUGCCAUAUAUAUAUUCACAACACACACUGACUCUUAUCCCCAAAUCAUCAACUCAAACCUUUUGUAAAUCCAAUUCUUCAAUGGCUAUCAUCAAAUCGAACAAAGAUCACAAACCAUGCGGUGGUGGCGGCGGCGUUUUUACCACCGUCGUGACUCGCGAAGUCUGGGCGGAGAAUCUCGAAUCUGAAUUUAAACUAAUCAGCGAAACUAUCGACGAUUAUCCAUUCAUCUCCAUGGACACUGAGUUCCCCGGCGUGAUUUUCAAAUCUGAUCUCCGAUUUACAAACCCCGGCGAUCUCUACAGUCUACUUAAAGCUAACGUCGACGCGCUCAGCUUAAUCCAAGUCGGUCUCACUCUCUCCGACGCCGACGGUAACCUCCCGGAUCUAUUCGGUGACGGACGGCGGUUCAUUUGGGAGUUUAAUUUCCGAGACUUCGACGUGGCGCGUGACGCACACGCUCCGGAUUCCGUCGAGUUGCUCCGUCGGCAAGGUAUCGAUUUCGAGCGGAACCGCCGCGACGGGGUUUGUUCGGAGAGGUUCGCGGAGCUGAUGAUGUCGUCGGGGCUUGUUUGUAACGAGGACGUGAGCUGGGUGACGUUUCAUAGCGCGUACGAUUACGGUUACCUUAUGAAGAUUCUCACGCGCCGUGAUCUGCCCGGCGCGUUGGGGGAGUUUAAGCGCGUGAUGAGAGUUUUGUUCGGUGAGCGCGUGUAUGAUGUGAAANUUUAUAGUGUUUAUUAA
Molecule: messenger RNA, 846 nt
Organism: Camelina sativa (false flax)
Lineage: Eukaryota; Viridiplantae; Streptophyta; Magnoliopsida; Brassicales; Brassicaceae
Source: RefSeq, a predicted model, not a curated record